UCCUCCCUACGUACUCGGCGUCCACGCGCUGUUGUUUUGAUUGACGCCAGUAGUCGGGCUUCAACUUCAGUUUGCGGUCAGCAUGUAUUAUUAACCCACUCAAUAACGAUGUCUGAAGUAAUGAUGACAGCAAUGGAGGACCUUUCAAUAUGCCCCAUGAAAGCAGAGGAGCUCACCGACGGUGUUCGGAGUUUCCUGCUCGUGGACGAACAGGAGAACCUGCAGGUCCGAGAUGAGUCAGAUUUUGUUGAAAGACUCAACUGUGCAGAUGUGGGAGGUGUCAAGGUUCUGUCCAUCUUUGGGAACACGGGGGACGGCAAGUCACACACCCUGAACCACAUCCUGUUCAAUGGCGAGAGUGUGUUUUUUACCUCCAAGUCCUCUAGCUCCUGUACAGUAGGUGUGUGGGCCGCUUAUGACCCCUCCCUCAGCCUGGUUGCCUUGGAUACCGAAGGCUUGUUGGGAGCAGCUGCCAAUCAAAACCAGAGAAUGAGGCUUCUCCUAAAGGUCCUCGCAGUGUCAGAUAUAGUAAUCUAUCGAACGCGAGCGGAGCGCCUGCACAAUGACAUGUUCCAGUUCCUGAGCAGUGCGUCAGGAGCCUAUUUGAAACACUUCACCCCAGAACUCAGGGCCCUAUCCAGCCGCUGUGGUUUAGACGUGCCCCUCUCGUGCCUUGGGCCUGCUGUUAUUGUCUUUCAGGAGACAACACACACACAACUGCUGGGCCAUGAUUCAAAGGUAGCUGGUCAUGCUGACUUGCAGCUCCAGAGGCGGUUUCAUGAUCUGGGCUUGGGGACUGAUGCCUUCAGCUCGGUGCAAUACGUAGGUACUCAAACCAUCACGCCUCCAACUGACUACAGCAAACUGCUGGAGGCCCUCAGACAGCAAGUGCAAAACACUCACACACGUUCGCCCCGCCACCCUGGCAUAGUGUUCCACGCUUUGGAAGCCCUCAGUAAACGGUUCUGUGGUGACCUGUCAGAUGGAAAGCUGAAUCUGUACAUGUUCUUCCCAGAUGAGUACUUCACCUGCUCUGCUGUUUGCCUGAGUUGCAAUAUUCGCUGCAAGAAUGGAAUGAACCAUCUGCGAGACAGGGUCCCGCACAUGGCAGAUGGACUAUGCCAGUAUGCACACCAGUUCAAUAACAAAGUCCUUAUCUGUAAGAGGUGCUAUGAAAGUGGCAGAGAGGUGACAGUAAUGCCUAAAACCUCGGCGUCCUCUGACAACCCGUGGUUUGGUCUUGCCAAGUUUGCCUGGUCGGGUUAUGUGUUAGAGUGUGCCAGCUGUGGUGUCAUCUACCGCAGCAGACAGUAUUGGGUAGGGAACCAGGACCCCGAGAGCAGCGUGGUGCGUUCUGAGGUCAAACACGUUUGGGAGGGGUCGGACACCUUCCUUACCAACCACCAGAACGCGGCCCAGAGGGUCUUGGAUGGGAUGAACUACGUGAUUCAGUCAGUUUCUGAGUACAGCACCGGCCCCACCAAAGCUGUCGCUGCCUGGCUCACUGACCAGGUGGCACCGCCGUACUGGAGACCCAACACAGAGAUUACCGCUUGUCAUGGCUGUCACAGAGCGUUCGAGGAGGCAGAGCGUAAGCACCACUGUCGGUCAUGUGGUGAGGGGUUCUGCCACCUGUGUUCCAGUCAUAGGAUGCCUGUGCCGGAGAGGGGCUGGGGCAGCAGCCCUGUCAGGGUGUGUAUGGCCUGCUACCGUCACGGAGGACCACCCGAAACCACCAGUCAGGUGUGCAAAGCGGAGCCUCGUGGUCUCAUCGCUCGCAGGGUGGCGGAGGUGGCUCAGUCCACCUUAGACAUCGUCAGCACCGCUGUGGACUACCCACUCUGCUUUGUCAAGGAUGUGGCUCGACCGGACUACUGGGUGCCCGACCAGGAGAUCACCCAAUGCCACCAGUGCUCGAAAGUCUUCACUCCAAUCAUGUCCAAGCACCACUGCAGAGCCUGCGGUCAGGGGGUGUGCGGCCCCUGCUCAACACACAUGAAGCCCGUACCCUCAAGAGGCUGGGACCACCCAGUGCGAGUGUGUGACAACUGUAACGCCAGCACGGAUACGCUCUAAAACUACAGAUGUAAGUCCCCAGUCAAACUAAAUGAGCGUCUGUUGUUACAAAGAUAGCUUGCUAUCAGGUGCCAGUCGAAGAUGGGAUUUUUAUCUCUUUUGCCUACAUCAUCUGAUUCUGCGUCACGUAGUAGCAAAACUGAUUAAACGAUCAGUAGUCGUCUUUACUACAGGUUUCAGCUGCUUUGUUUUGUUGCCUCGAAAAUAUGACAACGGCUGGAAGCCCUGGAGUACGUCACCUGUGGAACAAAAGUGGAGAACAAAUGAACCAGGAGAGAAGAUUUUCAAUCACUGUACUAGUAAUCUCUUUUUCCAAACGUUCACAUUUUAUCUCACGAG
This is a messenger RNA of Syngnathoides biaculeatus (alligator pipefish), 2415 nucleotides long. Its product is annotated as zinc finger FYVE domain-containing protein 1. Gene Ontology annotation, molecular function: metal ion binding. Bases 109 to 2076 code for a protein of 655 amino acids. The transcript has 12 exons. The record is from RefSeq and is a predicted model, not a curated record. NCBI's taxonomy places the organism in Eukaryota, Metazoa, Chordata, Actinopteri, Syngnathiformes, Syngnathidae.